AUGAAAAUUACCACAAAAUACGUGAUACCCUAUGCUUAUUUCAUCUUCGCCCUUUUAAUUGGAUUAAUCGAGACCCCGGAAAGGGCAAUUGCUCAACAGCCACUUUUCGAGCUCCCAGUUCAGCUAAUUGGCUUUCCAGUGAUAGUGUUAGCGGUUAGAAUGUCCACAUUUGUCAAAAGACUCGCAUAUUCCCUCAAUCCACAAACUUAUGUCGCUCGCAACCGCAGAUCUCCCGAUGCUGCCACAAGUAGUUUUUCCACGCAAGCGAUCGAUGCAACGCUCGCCGAAAAGCGAAUUAUCGCCGAAAUGGGACCCAAAGCGUGCGUUAUGGAAGAACCAUGUCGCUUGCAUGCCACCAACCAAAGAAAGUAUCGCGAGCAACCCGAUUGGACGGACAUUUUGAGAAAUUACAAAAGCCAGUCAACGGGAACGAAACAAUGGUAUUUGUUAUCAGUCUUUUUGGGUGACGUGAUCAGAGAUGUGCAAUUAUGUAAGCAACUUGCAAAGAGACUUCCUUGUGGACGGCCUGACGUAACGUUGCUGCGUGGCGAGACCUUUAACCGAUAUUAA
This is a messenger RNA of Culicoides brevitarsis, 570 nucleotides long. RefSeq lists its product as uncharacterized. The record is from RefSeq and is a predicted model, not a curated record. The coding region runs from base 1 to 570 and encodes 189 amino acids. The transcript is spliced from 4 exons. Lineage: Eukaryota; Metazoa; Arthropoda; Insecta; Diptera; Ceratopogonidae.